GAAAAUCAGCCUGACAAAAUGACAGACGACAAUUUCCUCAAACUCAUUGAGACCAACAUGUUGAAUGACCUGACAUUACAAGGAUUCAACAACAUUUCAAAAGUGUACAUGGUGCAGCCAACGACAGACGACAAGAAACGCAUCAUCAUUGACGAAAAAGGU
This is a messenger RNA of Helobdella robusta, 162 nucleotides long. RefSeq lists its product as hypothetical. The annotation marks the transcript as partial. The transcript is spliced from 2 exons. NCBI's taxonomy places the organism in Eukaryota, Metazoa, Annelida, Clitellata, Rhynchobdellida, Glossiphoniidae. The record is from RefSeq and is a predicted model, not a curated record.